Messenger RNA from Nilaparvata lugens (brown planthopper), 2491 nucleotides. RefSeq lists its product as uncharacterized. The coding region runs from base 175 to 2193 and encodes 672 amino acids. The transcript is spliced from 3 exons. Gene Ontology annotation, cellular component: shelterin complex. Gene Ontology annotation, molecular function: telomeric repeat DNA binding. The record is from RefSeq and is a predicted model, not a curated record. Gene Ontology annotation, biological process: regulation of DNA-templated transcription; telomere maintenance via telomere lengthening. NCBI's taxonomy places the organism in Eukaryota, Metazoa, Arthropoda, Insecta, Hemiptera, Delphacidae.
AGAUUCAUAUACAUCAUACAGAAGGCAGUGCUCCAAAACAAACAAAACAAAUUCCAAACAUGUAAUGUGAUGUUUUCAAAAUGUUCUACUAUAUUUUGAAUUAAAAAAACUAUUACUUAGUACUUUUUAAUAACUUAAUUUGAAAGCAUUGUUUUAGUUUUCAUUUGCACAAAAAUGGAAAAGAACAGCAGUCGCAAAAGCAAGCUGAUCUACAUAGACGAGAGGGGCUCGCAGUCCAGUUGCAGUGCGACGGACGAGUACAUAGCGCGCGAAAUUCAAAAAAUCGAGCUGGUGUUCAAAGUUGAAGAGGAUGAGUUGGCUAAGCAACGGGCUCGCCGUAACGGUAACAACCUGGGUUGGUCGGACGGGUACGUGUCGUCCUGUGACGAGAUCGACACGGUCCGUCGCUGCAGCGACACCGAGUUCAGCGACCAUGACAGCGAGCUGCUGGCCAACUUUGAUUCGCUGGUGAGGAAGACGACGUCGCCUUUUCUGUUUCGCAACGAGAAGAUGGAGCCUCUGUCGUUUGUGCUGCUGCUGAACGACACUAUCGCCGAACGUCGGUUGGCGAAGCUCAUUCAACGAGGUGGCGGACAAGUGUACCCGAAAGUGAGACAGAUGGACGACUACAGCAUAGUAGUAGUGAAGGACCAACUGCUCACUAGUCACGUGGGACCUGUGUUCAGACUCGAGUACCUGUUGCGGUGUAUUUCGCGCAACAAAAUCGUCUCAGUCAACCCCUACCUGAGGACAUUCGAUAACGCACCACCUCUACACAAGUACGACUACAUGAAGAUUGUCUACUUCAAACAGGUCGGGUGGAGUGAGCUGCCGCAACAUAUUCUGCUGAACAAACCCCACAACAAAGUGAAGUUCGAGAAGAGAUCUACCAUCCCUCGACCUCCACCCACCCCUCCACCUACCACCCAAGAUAUCAGUGAUGAUGAUGAAGUCAUCCCCCAAACCCCCUCGAAAAAAGUCAUUGUUCCAUCACAGAAAAAGUUCAGACGUUUGCAGAACUUGAAUGUUGAUGAUAAUGAUGAUGAAGAUGAUGAUGAUGAAGUCGUUCCUCAAAUCCCCCCGAAAGAAGUCAUUGUUCCUUCACAGAAAAAGUUCAGACAUUUGCAAAACUUGAAUGUUGAUGAUGAUGAUGAUGAUGAUGAUGAGGUCGUUUCCCAAAUACCCCCGAAAAAAGACAUUGUUCCAUCACAGAAAAAGUUCAGACGAUUGCAAAACUUGAAUGUUGACGAUGAUGAUAUUGAGGUCGUUUCCCAAAUCCCUCCGAAAAAAGACAUUGUUCAGUCACAGAAAAAGUUCAGACGUUUGAAAAUGUCAGAAUCCUCUUCUGAUGAUGACGUCAUCUCCCAAACCCCCUCGAAAAAAGACCCUGUUCCAUCACAGAAAAAGUUCAGACGUUUGCAGAACUUGAAUGUUGAUGAUAAUGAUGAUGAUGAUGAUGAUGAAGUCGUUCCUCAAAUCCCCCCGAAAAAAGACAUUGUUCCAUCACAGAAAAAGUUCAGACAUUUGCAAAACUUGAAUGUUGAUGAUGAUGAUGAUGAUGAUGAUGAUGUUGAGGAGGUCGUUUCCCAAAUACCCCCGAAAAAAGACAUUGUUCCAUCACAGAAAAAGUUCAGACGAUUGCAAAACUUGAAUGUUGAUGAUGAUGAUGAGGUCGUUUCCCAAAUCCCCCCGAAAAAAGACAUUGUUCAGUCACAGAAAAAGUUCAGACGUUUGGAAAUUUCAGAAUCCUCUUCUGAUGAUGACGUCAUCUCCCAAACCCCCUCGAAAAAAGACCCUGUUUCCCCAUCACAUAAAAAGUUUAGUCAUUUCAAAGUUUGGGCGGGCAAUGACGUCAGUAGUAGUGAAGACUCAGAUUUUGAACGCGAUUCGAAAGUGCAAAAUGUUCCAGAAAUGAAGAAAGUGAAACGGUCAACAGUGAACAAACACACGCGAAUGAUGUACUCUGAUGCGGAAGACUGCAGUAUUGUCAAGUAUAUUGCUGACAACGAUGGAUACAAUAGUGUGAAAGGGACUCUACUGUGGCGGGACAUGGAGAAAGUCAACAUUUGCCCGAAACGAACCUGGCAGAGUAUGAAGGAACAUUUCUUGAAGAAAGUUAUGUACAACACUAACUCGUAUAAGUUUCUCACUGAUGGACAGAAACGUAAAUUUCAAAAGUUAUUGUUGAAGUAAUGAUUUCAUGCUAUGCGAAUGCGUACUUACAACCUGUAGGCCUAUUCAGUUACUAAUUUUUAUUUGCAUUUUUUAUAAUAUAUAUAUUACCAAUAUAAUCAAUCCAUACAGAAAUUUUUAAGAUAACUAGAAGACAGAAACGUAAAUUUCCAAAGUUAUUGUUGAAGUAAUGAUUUCAUACUAUGCGAAUGCGUGCUUAAAACUUGUAUUCAGUUACUAAUAUUUAUUUUUUAUAAUAUUACCAAUAUAAUCAAUCUAUACAAAAAUUUUUAAGAUAACUAAAAGACAGAAACGUAAA